Acanthocheilonema viteae is the source of this 2516-nucleotide messenger RNA. NCBI's taxonomy places the organism in Eukaryota, Metazoa, Nematoda, Chromadorea, Rhabditida, Onchocercidae. The record is from the annotation of a GenBank genome assembly.
CAACAGGAAAUAUUUUUGGCAGUACAUUUGCUUCAUCUGCUAAUUUACCUCCGACAACUACCGGUGGUGAAUUUACGUUUGGUACCAAACCGGCUGGUAGCUCUAGUAGUUUAUUCAGCACUCCAACGACUACAACAUCAUUAGCAACAGCAGUAACAACAACGGCUUCUGCAAAUACAACUGCAUCAAUCUUUUCUUCACCGCUUGGUCUUGGUGCAAAGCCAUCUUCAUUGUUCGCCAGUUUAACAUCACCAAUGACAACGAUAACAUCAGUGUCUACUACAAAUACGCAGUCAAGCAAUGGAGGUCUUUUAUUUGGGACUACAUCUGCAACAACCGCAGCAAAUACUAGCUUAGGAUUUGGAUCAUCAGUUACAACAACAACCGUUGCAACAACCAGUAUAGCUCCAUUUUCUUUCGGUACCUCGACUUCCAGUAGCCAGCCUUCUGGUUCUUUGUUUGGAUCCACAGCUUUGCAACCAACUGCUACUGUUUCUGCUACUUCAGCUGUUGGUACUUCGCCGACUAGCCUAUUUGGCCAGAAAUCAGCUUCAUGCGGUUUGUUUGGUCAAGUCAUUACUGCAGCAUCUAGCACCGUCCCAACAACUGGAUUUCUGUUUGGUUCUCCUACCACAGCAAAAUCAACAUUUGGGUUACCUGCGGUAGUUAACACUGCAUCUACUGCUACUGCAAUCACUACUACUGCAGCGCCGGUAUUAUCUUUUGGUUUUAACACUACAACCGCUGUGAGUGGAAAUACAGCACCAUCUUUAUUUAAUUCUACUACAUCUUCAUUAACUACAGCAACUACUGCACCUGCUGUCGUAUUUGGAUCUGCUACUUCCGUGGCAGCUCCCCCAUUUGCCGGAUUGUUCGGAACUAAAACUACAUCAAGCAUGACAUCUGCGACAACUGCAACUUCGAUGUCUGGAUUAAACGUGCCUGGAUCAGCAGCAACAACGACCUCAGCUGCUAUCACUGCAUUUUCUUUUGGUUCUUCAGUUCUCUCACCAACAUCGAGUAUACUGCCAUCAACACAGCCAGUAGCGAGCAUAACUUCAGCCGCUUCAACAAUGCCAUUAUUUGGAGUUGCAUCGCAGACUGCAGCUGCUAUUACCACUGCAGCAAGUAAUGGAUUUGCCUUUGGACAGUUGACAGCAACAACAGCAUCGACAGUGGUAACAGCGGCGACAAAUACUGCCUCAUUACCAAUUAUGACGUCUUUUUCACAGUCCGCUACAACUACUCCCGGUAUGUUUACCGCAAGUACAGUGACAUCCAGCGGUUCAACAUUAUCUUCAUUGUUACAUCCGUCGAAAACAACUGCAGUUACUUUACCAGCAAUUGCGUCUAUCUUAACAGCUACAACUACUGCUUCAACAAUAGCUUCAAGUGCUUUGGCGAGUGCUGUUCCUGCUGCUACUGCAAUCACAUCUGAUAAGCCGAUCACAUUUGCACAACUGGAGCAACUUAUAAAUCGUUUAACACUUGACGUCGAAACACAGCAGCGUGUUUUCAUGUCCCAAGUUCUGGAAUUGAAUGCAUUUGAUCGUGUUUUGCGAGAAAAUCAGCAAAAGGUUCUUGAUGUAAGCGAAGAGAUUAAGCAAUUGGAAGAAGAGAAAGACCGGUUUUUGCACGCCGUCGAUUUUAUUUCUCAGCAACAAACUGAACUUGAAGCUUUAGUUGUUGAUCUGGAAAAAGCAUUAGGUCUUAGUGAUUGGACGGAAAUGACACCAAUUGGAUUGCCAGAUCCGGGUGUAGCCACUCAUGCUGAUUUGCAGCGACAGGCUAUGUUGCAAUUACAGCUACAAAUUGAUGCGCAGCUAAAACAAGCGGAUGAUGACAUCAGUGACAUUAUCGAACAGGUCAAAGAACUACAAAGAACUAGUGUAGGUAUUGAUGAUCAAGCUGAAACGGCAGACCAAAUCGCGCAAAUUCUUAGGCGUCAACUGGAUGCUUUGCAAUGGAUUGAUGAACAAAGCUAUUUGGACAGCCGGAGAUGUACUUCUGAUCUUGCUUUAUGUUUAUUCGUUUUUUUGGAGAAUUUCAUAGGAUUUCAGGAGCCAAAUUGCGAGGAAUUUCAACGUGCUUUUCCAAAUAUCAGUAUUUUUUCUUGGAUACAUUUUGAAGGAAGAAAUUUUGAAAAUCUUCUUAUAAUAAUAAAACAUGUUCUUCUAUCGAGACAAAAUAAAAGGCCAACAAUAUCACUGGAAUGUGAGAAAGUUCGAGAUUUUGAAACACUUGAAAAUGCUAUACCGAUUGUCGAUGUCGUCUUUGUGUCGAAAGAUUUUGCACGGAAGAAAGGUUUCCAAAAUAAGGAAGAAGCUGUAUUUGGUAUACAACAAAAAUAUGGUGCUUCACGUGCCAUUGUAAUUUGUCCAUGGGCCGAACAGGGACGUGCUAAUGAAUGCUUCACGAAUUACUGGCAAAAAAGUAGCCAGACGAGGACUGCUUGGAUUAGAUGUAAGUUAAAGAAACAGAUGAUGAAUAAAUGCGAAAUCUUAGUUUGGACAUAA